Molecule: messenger RNA, 1026 nt
Organism: Aphanomyces astaci
Lineage: Eukaryota; Oomycota; Saprolegniomycetes; Saprolegniales; Verrucalvaceae
Exons: 1
Coding region: 1-1026 (341 amino acids)
Source: RefSeq, a predicted model, not a curated record
AUGGCCUCGCUUCCGCCAGACCCUGGCAAGCACCCGACCAUACCUCUGACACUGUCGAACACCUUGACCAUGCCAACUACUAUGGCCACCGUCAUCGUUCACCGCAAUGGCGUCUCCACUUCCAUCCGGGUGCCGGCAACAGGCAUCAUCCGCCAACAUCACCCAUCCUCCUCCGAAAACGACUCAGCUUCUGACACCACCGACAGUUCCGUUGACCUGCCCCUCACCGCACGCCAACUUCGAUCGAAGCGUGCUGCAGACACGUUCCUUGUUCGUCACGACCGCACCAGGAACCCGCGGUCCCCUUCUCGACCGCACCACACUCACAAACCCACAAGAAUCCACGCCCCACCUGGCCCGGCACGCCCAGCUCCGCCCCAGAUGGCCUCUCCGAGGAUGACAGACCUAUCCAAGCUAGACAGACACGCAAGACAAACACCGCCAACCACCCAGGUCAAGCUCCAUCACUCCAGCCUCGUCCAACUAUGCCACCCGCUACGAUUCCUACUCCUCUUCAGCCCUCGAAGUCGGCCAAAGGUUCCUCUACACAGAGCUCCCUACCGGGCAUAUGGCGUCGAUCCCCUCCAACCGCCCUGGCGCCCCAUCCCAUCACCCUCCCCAUUUCCACUUCACACAUCACUACACCCAUAUCAGCACGCAUUACACACUGCCAUGGGCCUUCACAGGCAACCAUUCCUGCCAUUCCAACAUGCGGCCACUGCCUCCUCCUCCAAGCAAACCAAUUCCCCUGCAAAUCACGCACCACCACAUGAGUACACCCCCUACUCCCACACGCAGCUCUCAUCCCCACGCCCUGCUCCGUCCGAUGUGCAGCCCUCGACCACCCUUGCAUCAGCACCUGCCCCCCCAUGUCCCGCCCCAGCUACACCACCACCAACCAUGACGCCCCCCCGUGUCACGCUCUGGACCACCACAUACCCUGCCCAUGCUGACUACCUCAACCCCAGUCAAAUACACACUACUAGGCUCCCUAGUCCCCACCCAUCGGGACAUCCCACUCCAUAA